AUGGGGGGUAGAGAGAAGGAAGGAAGGGAGGGAUGAAAGAAGAAGGGAUGAGAGAAAGGGGGGAUAGAAGAGGAGGCAGGGACCGGAGGGCUGAAGGCGACGGCGGAGCGGAGGUUUCCAGCAGGCGCCGCAGGAGGCCGAGGCACAGAUGGGCCCAGUCUCUGCCCAACCCGGAGGGAGGAGCCAGCGGAGGGAACAGGCCAGACCUGCCAGAGGACCUGCACCCAGGACCGCGACUGCUCAGGCCGCAGGCAGUGCCUGUGCGAUGGGGCCUGCGGGCUGAGCUGUGUGAUACCCGGCCGGACCUGCCCAUGGCCCGUGCAGAUUGAUAACGCCGAGACGCGUUUGGCCCAGGCUUCCCGUGGCUUCGGGGCCCUCAUGGAGGUGACCUGCCAGCCGGGCUUCAGGCUGUCCAAAGGGGAGGGAGUGGCGCUGAGCCGAUGCCAAGGGGACAGGAAGUGGAGUCUGACGGCACCCUGCGAACGGGAUCUGACCCCGGCGUCCUUCUGCAGCCCCCCGCCAGAGACCGACAAUGGCUUUUACAGCGGCGCCUCCUACAGGGCAGGCGGGGAGGUGCGGUACAAAUGCAAGCGCGGGUACCGGCUGGAGGGCCCAGAGACCAUCCGAUGCCAGGAGAACCAGGAGUGGUCUGGGCCUGCCCCGACCUGCCACCGGCCUGUCCGUGACCUCCUCUCUCCCCCAGCCGUGUUCUGCCCGCCCCCCGGGGACAUCGCUGAGGGCUACCUGGUGGCGGUGGAGAAGCCUCAGUACCGGGCCGGGGAGCUGGUCUAUUACCUCUGCAAGCGUAGCUACCUGCUGGACGGCACCAACCGGGUCACCUGCCGGGGCAACGGCACCUGGUCGCCCCGGCCCUUCUGCAGAGCGCGCUGCCUGGUGCCGGCCCAGCGGAGCCGUGUGCUCUACCAGGGCCGCAAGCUCUGGAUCCAGGAGAUCCCACAAGGGCAGGUCCAGCACGGGGAGAUCGUCACCUUCUACUGCCGGAGCCAGAACCAGACGCAGACCCAGAGCUGCAGCUACCAGGCCCCUGCGCGCUGCUUCGAUGGCCUGCUGCCCCUGCCGGCCUGCUACGACGAGCCCACGUGGCUGCAGUACCAGUUCUUCCCCAAGCGGGUGGUGUCCGAGAUCCGCCCCUGCUGA
This is a messenger RNA of Emys orbicularis (European pond turtle), 1158 nucleotides long. Its product is annotated as beta-2-glycoprotein 1-like. Gene Ontology annotation, molecular function: peptidase inhibitor activity. The transcript has 8 exons. Gene Ontology annotation, cellular component: extracellular region. The record is from RefSeq and is a predicted model, not a curated record. NCBI's taxonomy places the organism in Eukaryota, Metazoa, Chordata, Testudines, Emydidae.